GAAAUCUUACAGGCUCUUAAGCAACCCUGCUUUGCUUGCGAUCGAUCCUCUUUCCACCUUCACUUCCUCCAUAAAACAACACAAAAGGUUUCUUGUCUCGUAUCACAUCGAUUAGUAGGUGGGACUUGAGCCUCCAAUUUUUCCGUUUUCCAAUACCAAUCUUCACGUCUUCCUGCUCCAAAAUUCUUUAAUUCUUCAUUUUUUAUCUUCUUCCAUGCCGUUAAUUAUAAGUGAAGGGUCUGUUUCUCCUGCAGAAAACGACCAGGGUGAUUGCUUGCAGUGGAAUGGUGGGUCGAUAAGAAUAGCUGCUUCGGUUCUUGUUCUUGUUCUCGUUCUCGUGGGGGAUGGCUGUGCUUGCCUUCUCUUUCUGGUUCUUGUGCGAGAUGGCCGUGCUUGCCAAUUCCAUUAUCCUCUUGAUCAGUUUUGUAGCCGGACAUGUUUCCAGAACUAGGGCAAAAGGAGCCACUUCAGAAGAGAAAUCAUCGUUCGAAUUCAGAAAUCAUGAAUCAUCAUCAUCUGCAGAGAAAGAAGAAGGACGUUUGGCUUUCAAGUUUCAGUAUCAGGUUCCUGAUCAACAUGGCGAAAGCAAUGCAGAAGGUUUGAUGCCGGUUGUUGUUGUUGAAGAAGUCAAUUCUGCUUCCAAAGCUUGCGUUCGUAAGUACAAUUUCUCGCGUGAGAAAGAUUUCUGCGCCUUCGUCGAAGAGCCAAAAGUAUAUGAGACUGAUUUGUUUAAUGAGGUUGUGAGAGACAAUGUGGUGGCUGCUGUGUCCGAAGAGUUCUCAGGUUUUGAUUCAGAAUGCGAUUCCAUCAGCGUGAGUGAUGGCUACUCAGUGCAUGACCUUGUUGUGGAUUCUGAUGGGUUCUUGUCCGAGAGGGAACUCGAAGUGGAUGAUGAACUGAAAUCGAAUAAAGAAUGUCAAGAAAUGGACUUGAAAUUUACUGAUUCCAGCAGUGACGACGACGAAGCCACAACCAUGAACAAGAAGUAUUCAGCCAGGAAAGAGACAGAUGAUGCCUCGAAGAGUUCCACUGGCACAAGCUCAAGCUCAAGCUCAAGCUCAAGCGCAUUGCUAGAUCUCGAAAUGGAUGCUAAUCUGCAAAAGAGUCAUCUGGAUGAACAAACACACGAGUUGGAGAAGGCGCAAGUGAAGGGCUCUGUUAAUGAGGAUCGUCACGAGUUGGAGUCACUCUGGGAGCACCAGGAGCUCAUUGAGCAGCUCAGGAUGGAACUGCGAAAACUGAAAGAUAUCGGCCUGCCGACCAUUUUAGAAGAGCCAGAGAGCCCUAUAACAGUAGAGGAUUUGAAGCCAUUGAUGAUGGACGAGAGUUUCAUGCAUGAGGAUUCCAUGGACGAGAUGCAGAAAUUCCAUUGGAGCUACAGAGAAAGAAUGAGGAAGCUCGACAUACUGAACUAUCAAAAAAUGUACGCGAUAGGUUUUCUCCAACUGAAAGAUGAUCCUCUUCAGUCAGUGGGAUCUAGGAGGACACUAGGACUGGCAUUCCAAUCCAUUUUUGCUCAAAGCUCCUGGUCAGUUCGUCGAAAGUCGAACGUAAAUCCGUCUGAGAGACUCAUCAAGGAGCUCCAAACUGAUCUGGAAGUGGUGUAUGUUGGGCAAACAUGCCUUUCCUGGGAGUUCCUGCGAUGGCAAUAUGAGAAAGCUAGGGAAAUGCCUCAACUCUCUGAUUCAUUUGGGAAUCAUUUCUAUAACCAAGCAGCCAGAGAAUUCCAACAAUUCCAAGUGAACAUUCAGAGGUUCAUUGAAAAUGAGGCAUUCCAAGGGCCAAGGCUGCGUAAUUUCAUCCAAAACCGAUGCGUUCUUCACAAUCUCCUCCAAGUACCUCUACUAAAGGAGGAUUGCUUGAAGGACAAAAUGUUGGGGGAUGGACAAGGAAUGAGUGGCGAAAAGAUGGAAGAAAUCAUGGAGGAAUCAAUCAGAAUUUUCUGGGAGUUUGUCAAAGCUGACAAGGAUGAAACUCCAGGGAUUCUCAGAGGGUUCAUGGGCACUCAUGUGGAACUACAAGACCCUUCGGAUUUCUACCUUGUGGAAGACAUCCAAUUAGAUCUACACAAGAAGGAGAAGAAGCUUAAGGACAUUCUAAGGACAGGAAACUGUCUGGUUAAGAAGUUCAAGAAACCUAAAGAAGACAGAUCAAAUGAAGAUGUUUUCUUCUCUCAAGUAGACUUGAAGCUGGUGGGAAGAGUCCUGCGGAUGCCAAGGAUUACAACUGAGCAACUGCUGUGGUGUCACAAGAAACUGAGCAAAAUCAAGUUUGUAGAAAGGAAGGUCUUUAGGGAGCCUUGUAAUUUCUUGGAAUUUCCUUGUUGAUCUAGUUCCUUCCCUGUAAAUUACACAUUCAUAAUUCAUCCUCCAUGCCUCGAUCGAGUGGAUUGACUUGAAACAAUCUUUGGCUGUGUUGAUUAAAGGGUUUAACAGUGCAAGGAUAGGGAUGCAUCGUGCAUGGAUAUGGAUGGGGGCUCUUAAAUUCAACUGCAUCACUUGUCAUA
Molecule: messenger RNA, 2506 nt
Organism: Zingiber officinale
Lineage: Eukaryota; Viridiplantae; Streptophyta; Magnoliopsida; Zingiberales; Zingiberaceae
Exons: 5
Coding region: 345-2327 (660 amino acids)
Source: RefSeq, a predicted model, not a curated record